AAUCUCUCUCCGUCUCUCCCUGCGUCUCUCCGUCUCUGUCUCUCUCGUCCCUCUGGCGUGUGUCGAGUUGUGGUGAGCCAUGAGGAAGCUCAAGUUCCACGAGAAGAAGCUGCUGAAGAAGGUCAACUUCCUGGAAUGGAAGAGGGAAGGCGGCCACAGGGAAGCUCAGGUCAUGCGCCGCUAUCACGUCACCGGUCGAGACGAUUACAAGAAGUACUCGAGCUUGUGCAGGAUGGUGCAGAAGCUGGUCAACAUACUGAAGCAGAUGGACCCGAGAGACCCUUUUCGUGUCGAGAUGACGGAUUCGCUUCUCGAGAAGUUGUACAACAUGGGAGUAAUACCGACGCGAAAAAGCUUGGCAUUGUGUGAUCACUUAUCAGUUUCAUCCUUUUGUAGACGGAGGCUUUCGACAGUGCUCGUGCGUUUGAAAUUUGCAGAGCACCUGAAGGAAGCAGUUACAUAUAUCGAGCAAGGUCACAUCCGAGUUGGUCCUGAUACGGUUACAGAUCCAGCUUUCCUCGUGACGAGGAAUAUGGAAGAUUUCGUGACGUGGGUAGAUACGUCGAAGAUAAAGAGAAAGGUCCUCCAGUACAACGAGAAGUUAGACGAUUACGAUGCAAUGAACUGCUAAGCUGUGUGCUGGAGGCACUGUGUUUGCAUACAGUUUAGCCAGCUCACACCGACGUUCAUACCACAUUCAUAGGUUCAUAUUCAAAAUUCGGAUGGCUUGCUUUGCACUGUUUUGAUGUAAUGGGAGUUGGGAAACAAAAUGAAAAAGGUGGUAGUCAUCAGAAGCUCCAGCUAAUUUUUGUUACUCAUUUCGCGAUGGCCAAGUUCACAAUAGGCAAAUGAGUUUCUGCUGCAUUGAAAUUUA
Syzygium oleosum is the source of this 874-nucleotide messenger RNA. RefSeq lists its product as uncharacterized. Gene Ontology annotation, cellular component: Mpp10 complex; small ribosomal subunit; small-subunit processome. Gene Ontology annotation, molecular function: structural constituent of ribosome; snoRNA binding; rRNA binding. NCBI's taxonomy places the organism in Eukaryota, Viridiplantae, Streptophyta, Magnoliopsida, Myrtales, Myrtaceae. Gene Ontology annotation, biological process: rRNA processing. The record is from RefSeq and is a predicted model, not a curated record. The transcript has 4 exons. The coding region runs from base 80 to 631 and encodes 183 amino acids.